Molecule: messenger RNA, 6910 nt
Organism: Doryrhamphus excisus (bluestripe pipefish)
Lineage: Eukaryota; Metazoa; Chordata; Actinopteri; Syngnathiformes; Syngnathidae
Source: RefSeq, a predicted model, not a curated record
GAAAGUCGAAAUGAUGAGAUACCAACUGCGCAUGUGCCGCAGGUUUCUUCGUCAACUGUCUCACAAAAUGGCGAGACAUUUGUGAACAGCCACAUCCCUUUUAUUAUUUCGAUGCCUCAAAAUUCUUUCCAAUGUGCGUUUGCUUAGUACAACUCACCAGCAAAUGAAGUAUUUCAUCACUUGUAAAGCCACACUUAAAGUACUCCUCAAUGUACUCACAAUCCAUGUCUGAACAGGAGAUAAGAGUUGCUGCUGUGACUCUGCUACAAAGCUAAUUUGCAAUUUCGAAUUUCUUAUCUCAAAAUUUCGACUUACCAUUGGGAUAAAUAUUUUUUUCAGUGGCGGAAACGGGCUUCCAUAAGUUUUUAAUUCCAAAUCUGAUUAAAAAUAGCUAUUUUUGAUUUCAUUAACGAUAUUUCAAGUGGGUGGUAUUGCUAAUGUUUUUAUGUCAUUUAACAGUGGUGGCUAUGCUCCUAUAUUUUGAAUGAAUGUAUUUGAAUAUAUAUGAAUGAAUGUAGUAGACAUAAAAAAAAAUCAAAAAAAUAAAAUAAUCCCAAAAAAAGGAACAAGAACCUUAACUUUCCCAUAAUUCAGAAAUGGAGAAAUACAAGAUUGCGGUCUAGUGCCACCUUAUGGAUCUCCAUGGAAGAUGUCACCUUGUAAUUGAUUGACGUCUGACGUACAGUAUGCCACAAUUGAGCAACAACUCGACCUAACAACACCACCCCUACAGUCAAACAAUCAAUCAAUUACAAAUGAACUUAGAACAUUUAUUGACAUUUUUUUCCAUGUUUUGUGCAAUUUUGCCUCUAAAGAAAAUGCGUCGGUCAUCAAAUGUAAAAGACAGUAGUCAUCACUUAUACGUUAUGUUUGUGGAGAUGAUAUCAAGAUUUGAUUUGUCCCGCCUGAACUUGAUACCCAACACAAAGAUUACCAGCAUACUGGCGUCCCGCGCGGGCCUGACGGAGAGGAUAUUACAAAAGCCGCGGUAGAAUAUUUAAUUCACACACAUAUACUAUAUCUCCAUGUUGCUUCUCAACAAUAUCCGCGUGGCGCACAAAAUACCACGGAGGUGCUUAAUAUGAAAGCAGAUAGUCAAAUCAGCUCACAGGGCCUGAAUGGAAGCCAAUAAACAGGCGCACGACACCCGCCCUGACCUUCACUUCUGUUGGCGAUGGAGGAGGCCGAUAGCGCGUGCAACCUCAAUAAAAGCCAAGCAAUGGAGUUAGAUACGUGGAUAUUAAAUUAAAGCAAAGGCGAUAGCUGCGGGAUGAAUGGGGACAAAAGUGUGUUUGCGGGUUUAAUAUCGUCUACAAUCGACGUCUGUUGAUACAUUGCUAAUCUUUUUUUUUGUAUUAUUUAUCUGGGAUUCAAUCAGCUUGUAUUGGAAGAUCUGUUUUUGCUACUCCAGUCUCAGCUAUGAAUGCAUUUUAGUCAAACUUAUAUACGUAAAAAAAUAAAACAAAAAAAAAAAAUAGUGAAAAACGAUAUUUAUCCCGCGGACUAAUAUGAUGUUUCGCUAGCCGCUCGUCUCAGUGGAUACCUAGCUCUCAAUUUUGCCACAAAGACUCAACAAGAUGUUCGUUUACCCGAGGACUGAUCACACGUCUUGUGCUGGAAGACACAGCCAUCCCAAUGAGAGCGGACAUUAGGUGGACUUACUGGUGUGUUGUGGAUCAUUGUCACCUCGGGGUCAUGAACAGAUGGCCGGAUAUUCUCUUCCAGGCCAUGAAGCAGCAAAACAAUCACAGACCAUCACACUACCACCACCAUAUUUUACCGUUGGGAGGAACCAUACGCUUCCCGGAGCGUAAUGGCAUGCAGCCACGAGCCAGCACCUGAGUUAACAUGGCCGAUUAUUCAUUUGCUGCCGCAACGUUGGGUCUCCUCGUGUGGAGAACAUCUUUUGAAAGGCUCCAUCAUACCCUAAUGAGGAUUAACGCCAUAGAAAACGCAUGGAUGGUUGGAGUUCUACUAUCAAUGUCAAUGCCAGUGACAAGUGCGUGCAGACCGACCUGUCCGGAAGUCCUCGGGAGCGCUUGGGAGUGUGACCAAUCACAGAGAAGUGUGCGUACCUAAAGGAAGGUUGGGGGUGGAGAACAGAAAAAAAGCAAAAAAUGUAUUAAUAAGAACACAGAAUAUUUCAAACAUGGGGGAAAUAGUCAUUAAUCAUUAUUAACGCAUUUGAAAACUGCGAUUAAUUUGAUUAAUCAUUUGACAGCCCUACUUUUUGCAUGGAUUCUGUAACCCUGCACUAAUAGUGUUAGAUCCUUUUGUUAGAUAGAACAAAACACACAGGAGGAUGCAAAUGUUCGGGACUUUCACUUACAUUACAUUCAUAAUUGAACAUGCUAGGUUAGCAUAUUCAUUGAAGAAAACCAAAAUGAUUCAACUUACAUCUCCCAACUCUGUUUAGUCCUUUUCUGUUUAUGAGGAAGGAUGUUUUUCCUUGACACGACAUGAAAAACCUGCAACAAACGUGAGCAUAUUUCCUCUCAAAAGUCACAUAACUGUUAUAAUAAGUCAAUGUUGCAUAAUGGGGACCUUUAAGGGACAUUUAACAAGGGUUGACACAGCUUUUGGGGGGGCCCUCGGUAGGCCGCGGAAGGCCGGGUCCUUUUAAAGGUUGCAGCCUCUGCCUGAAUGGGAAGCGGGUUUAAUGUGCUUCUGUGCUGCCUGUCACAUGUUGAUGCAGGAAGUGGCAUCCGUCACCGCCACGGCUCAGUCUCGUCUCACUCCAGGCCAAGAUGGAGCUCUCACCCUAGCAAGUCACCCCCCCCCCCCUUGCAGCCAGCGUCUCCUCGCAUCAGCAACACAAAUCACAACAUCACGAUGGCACAUUCAAGCACAUCCAGUACACACUCCCUCCCCCUUUUGUACCGUGUAUGCAUAUGUGCUGCUGCGACAAUAAUAAUAAUAACUCUACACCCGCCCACCUACACCCCCGCCCCCCGCCCCUUUACAAUGUUCCAUGCAACUCACAUGCUGCAGCACACAGUCCCACAUCUUUAACCGGAAAGUCCAAAGCGGUGCUGAUGCUGGGGGAUUGGAGGAGGGGGCGGUGUCGAUGUUUAAAAAAAAAAAAAAAAAAGUGCGGGGGCGUCAUCCGUCAGCUCCCAGGAGGGAAGACGUCUUAACAAGUCGACGGAGCAGACUUAAUUAAGACAGUCUUGUGGGAGGAGAAGGGCUGCUGCUUGACUUCUAUUGAAGUAUUUUAGCAGACCAAAAGGCCGGUUAGGACAUCACAGCAUAGCAUAGCAGUCCCUUGUGUGCCCUCUAGAGGCUGUGAGCGGCAUAGGGAUAUUUUCUCCAGACUUGGCACAAUAUAGUACAGUAAUAUAUUAUACCUUAUAAAUAUAUUAGAGAUAUAGAAUACAUCAAUUCAAUAAAAAUAUAGAAAAAUAGUAAAGCCACUGAAAGCACUUUUGUGUUGUUGUUGAAUGAGUUAAGUUUGAAAAUACAUUUUUAGUACAAUAAAAUGUAUAAAUUGAUUAGCCGUGACGUUUUGGUUGCCACCACAGCCAACCGCAACGAUCCAAAUUGCGCAUUAGCCUCAUUAAGUAUGUGGCGCGAAAGGGGGCUCUCAUUGGAGACUCCCUCCUUUCAAAAUGUUUGUGAGCGUCUGGUCCUCGGAGGGACAGGCUGCCAGCCGGAGGAGCCCACACACUGUCCGGCGGCGCGCGCGGAGGGGUGAUGCCUCCAGAGCGCAUCGCAGGGGCGACUAAAACCUCCCCGCCGGACGCAGCGACUCCACACCAAAGCUCGGACUCCACUCGUUUGUUGCGCUUUUACGCGCUGAGGCGAUGUAGCGGCAAAGCGGACAAGAGGGGGGUCUCCACCGGCGGGGACAUGCAGGGCGCGCGCGGAGGAGGCGACAGCGGCGGAGCGAGCGGCGACGCCGGACGGGUAUGAGCGGCGGGAGGAAGCGGAGCCGGCGUUGAGGAUGGACACCUCGGAGGUGUUCGUCUUCGCGCUGGUGCUCGUCAUCAUCGUGGUGUCUCUGCUGUCCAACGUGCUGGUGCUGAUCUGCUUCCUGUACAGCCCGGAGAUCCGCAAGCAGGCUCCUGGGCUCUUCAACCUCAACCUCACCUUCUGCAACCUGUUGCUCACCGUCGCCAACAUGCCGCUGACGCUGGCGGCGUUGGCUCGCCGCGCUCAGCCGGGCGGCGACGCCUUGUGCCAGGCGGCGGGCUUCCUGGAGACCUUCCUUUCCACCAACUCCAUGCUGAGCAUGGCGGCGCUGAGCAUCGACCGGUGGGUCGCCGUGGUCUUCCCGCUGCGCUACCACUCCAAGAUGCGCCACAGGGACGCCGCCUUGGUGCUGGGCUACACCUGGGCGCACUCCAUGUCCUUCUCCGUGGCCGCCACCUGGCUCUCCUGGCUGGGGUACCACCGCCUCUACGCCUCCUGUACGCUCGCCGCCCCCAGGGCCGGCGGCCGGACGCAGUUCGUAGUCUUCACGGUCCUCUUCCACUCCUUCACUUUCCUGCUCUCCUUCGUCGUGCUGUGCGUCACGUACCUCAAAGUGCUGAAAGUGGCCAGGUUCCACUGCAGGAGGAUAGACGUCAUCACCAUGCAGACCUUGGUGCUGCUGGUGGACAUCCACCCCAGUGUUCGCCAGCGAUGCCUGGAGGAGCAGAGGCGGCGGCGCCAGAGAGCCACCAGGAAGAUCAGCACCUUCAUCGGCACCUUCAUGCUCUGCUUUGCCCCCUACGUGAUCACAAGGAUCGUGGAGUUGUUCCCGGCGGUGCCUAUCAGUCCUCACUGGGGGAUGGUGUCCAAGUGUUUGGCCUACAGCAAGGCGGCGUUCGACCCCUUUGUAUACUCGCUGCUGCGCCACCAGUACAAGAAGACGUGCGGCGACAUCGUCAACCGGCUGCUCAAGCGCCGCUCCUUGAACACCGAUGGACGCGGGUUCGAGAGCCAGGGCAGCAGUAUACCGAGAGUGGAGUGACAGGACCAAAGGGGGGGGGGUGUAUUAUCUUUGGGACAUGUUUUAUUGGCGCAAGAGGAAGAGGACAUCCAUGGACUUCCUCAUCGGGUCAAAAACAGUAGUAGCUUAUACUCUAUUUGACCGUGCAGUACUACUAGAGUAUUUAUUUAUUUAAACAAAGUAAGUAAAAUGUAGCACUCAAACCAGACACGCAACCCUCAUGAUCAUGUCCCUUAAAUGCACCAUUUUACCGUAAAUACUCUAAUUAUCGCUGAGGUGUUUAUUUACCUGAAUUUUAUACUUUAAUAAUAAGUGGAAAGGCAAACUCUUUAUGAACAAAUAUAUUGCACAACAUGGCAGCAACAGAACCAAUGUUGUAAUGGCGCUAAGAAGAAAAGUGCUUUGCUAGCAAAUCAGUCCAUUCAUAAACAUUAAACAUGAAGCAUUAACAGGUACAGGUGAAAAAUUCAUACAAGAUUCUUUUUUUUUUUGUUUUUGCGAUGCUCAUGAAUUUUCAAACUCAGAAGUAAGUCCCUUUUAUGAAUUUUAACAAAUUUUUGAACUAUGAACUAACUUUGAAUAAUUUGUCAAUUAAUUAUUGAAAUUCUUUGAUAGAAUCAUCGUAAAAUAAAAAUGUAACUUAAAAAGUAAAAAGUUUGCUUUUCCCCCUACAUUACCAGCUUUUCGCCCUAAAAUUAAUUAACUUAAUUAUUUUUCAAAAAAUUAUGACUUAAAAAUAAACGCAAUAAAAAAAAAAAUUGGGAGGGGGGUACUGUUUUUUCCCAAAAUUUUGUUUACAUUUUUUCCCCCCCAAAAAUCAAACUUUGUUAAAGUUACAACUAGGGAUGUCCGAUAAUUAUCAGCCCGAUAUCAGCAUAAAAAUGUGAUAUCUGUUGAUUUCGGUAUCAGAUUUUUGUCUUGAUUGUGAAAACUGAUAUUUAAAAAAAUGCUGUAUACAACGCACAUGUUCAUUGCACCACAGGAGAUAUGUCACGUUACAAAAAUCGGUAUCAGAAAUUGAGAGUUUGACAAUAUUGGCAUAUCGUUAGCGGCAAAAAAGCCAACUUUGGACAUCCCGAGUUAUAACUUUUCCCCCAAAAUAUUACAUGAUAUAAAGUAUCUUCCUGUAAAUAUAAAUGAAUAAAUUAGCUUCAUGUUGAGGAAUAUGUUCUGGUAGUUUGUUUAAGUGGAGUACUGUAUGACACACCAAGACAAUGAAUGCCUUAAAUGCUGUUCUAUGAUAUGAGUCAUAUUAGUCAAGUACUACCCAUCCACAUACUUAUUGUAUCGGGAGAAUUAAGUCAUGCCUUAUUACCUCCGUUCAUGAUCUAGAAUCUCUACUUCUAUGUCUCUGAAGCUGAUGCUUUUACAUCUUUUAGGAACGUUAGUGAUUAUCUUUCUGAUAGGUGUUUAAAAAUGGUAUUUUUGUGUCUUUUUUUAGUCACAGAAUGUGUUUAAAAUCAGCUAUGUCGAUAUGACAAUACCUCUCUGGAAACUUCCUCGGCGAAUUGCUGCUGCUAACGAUGAUGACGCUGAUCAGAAUUGGAAGGGAAAUGUUCAAACGUGUUCAGGUUUUGUGGUUAAACUGUAAACGUAGCUGGUGUGAUUUGUGCGGGAAAGACACUUGAAGGUCAUAUUUAGCUAUUUUUCAGCACUGAUGUGACUAAAUAAUAAUAAUAAUAAUAAUAAAAGCUCUGAUUUAAACAGAAAAGAGUCAUCAUGCGUAACAAUGCACCUGUGCUUUUAACGACUCUGCCUGCAGGUGGCGGCGCGCUGCAUCACCCUGAGAGUUGUUUGUCAUGUUUUGCCUCCUCCAAAAUAUUAGAAACACCUCAGCGUGGGUGGUAAUGACACCUUGACACCUCAGGGAGCGAGUUGGAGCACACGGACGGCCAAUGAACUCCGCCAGCUAAAGUGAGAAGUGGACACCUUCGCCUGUUUGUCUCAUCGCAUCCUUUGUACCUUCAAAAUAUCAGG